CGCCGUUUCUUCAUUCCGAACCGGCAAAACAACUUCCUCACACGGCGGAAAUAGCAUCACGCUGCUGAAUAGAGGCUUCUCCGUCGGCAAAUCCAUAAUUACCAGCCAUGGUGGCAGGGACACCGCUCCUCCGCCGCCUCAUCGCCGUCGAUGCCGCAAUCUCUCAAUUCCUACACACACUGUUCCAUCCCUUCUUCCCAACGGCACUACUCCUCCUCCUCGAGAUCUCCGCCGACUUCCGAUUCUCCUUCCCGAUCUGCCUUGCCCUCCUCUUCUCACCGCUCUCCCCUCCCCUCCUUCCGUUCUUAUCCUCUCUGCUCUUCGGCCUCCUCCUCGACCUCGCCGUCGUCGGCCUCACCAAAGCCAUCUUCCGCCGUCAGCGCCCGCACUACAACCACUCUUCUAUGUCAGCCGUCGUCGCCGUCGACAAAUUCUCCUUCCCCAGCGGACACUCGACCAGGGUCUUCUUCGUCGCGUCCUUGGUGUCUCUCUCGGCGGCGGCAAUUGAGGCCGCUUUGCUCGAACUGAAGGCCGGCGGAGGGCUGCCUGAGCGGUGGAUUGUAGGUGGUGACGAGGGCAGAGUGGUGGAGAUUGUGGUGAUUGGCGUUUUCGCUUGGGCGGCGAUUACGGCGUCGUCUAGAGUUUUCCUUGGCCGGCAUUUCUUCCUUGAUGUUCUCGCGGGAGUGUGUUUGGGCAUUCUUGAAGGCUUCGUUGCUUUUCGAUUCCUGCGGUUUGAGGAUUUCCUGAGCACCCUACUUUAUCAGAAUGUCGUCGAGGUUGCAAAUUGAGUGCUUGGCAGAAGAGAUAGGCACUUGUUGGCCUAUUGGACUGUCCCAUGGAAUCUUGGUUCAGGUGCGAAUAAUCAUUGAAGUAGAGUGAAAGCUGAGAUUAUGCACUUACUGUUGAUUUUCUUGUCAACGUUCAAAAUGACCCAUCACUUCUGAUUGUGUACCAUUUUUAUUCUAAUGUAUUGUAUGGAGUCGGUCUCAAUUGUAUAUCACUUGCUACCACAACUUGAUGGUUUCUAUUGAUAAUGGAAAAGGUUACCUGCUUAAAGUCACUUUAAGGUUGUCUGUAAACGUGGUAUGUUCCCUGCAGAAUCAAUAAUAUAAGGUUAGCAACUAUACCACCUGUCUUGUAGACUGUCACGUCUAGCGUAUUACCAGCAGUUGGUGGCUGGUAGCUAAAUUUGCGCAUUGGAUGGCUCAUGUGGUAGCCACUUUGUGGCAUCUCGAGUAUGGAUCCCACAUCCUUUGUUCAUCUAACCUUCCUUUUCUGUGGCCUUAUAGGUGUCCUGAUAGCUAAAGAUGCUUUCAUUUAUGUUAUCGUUUGUAAGAAGAAGCUUGUGGGUAACAUACUGAUUAUUGGAUGAGAUUGAUAGACUGAUUGAUGAUUGACUUUAGUCGAUCGAAGAAAAGAGGAUGUUAGACUUGAUAGAUUAGAGAUAAUAGAAACGUGGAACUCACUCAAAGCAAGGAAGUAAAGAUGGUGGUUAAAUAGUUGUUAGCAUGUAUUUUCUUAAUUAACAAGCUCUACGACUUGAUGCUUAUGUCAAUCAUCUACCUUUAGUUCAUUGACUUCUCCUAUGUCCAUUGCAAGUGUCUGUGGCUGAGAAGGAGAUGCAUGUGUAUUCUUUGAAUUUUGAACAGUGCACUCUGCAAUUUCUUUUCUCCUAUAGCAACAAAAAUGGUCCUUCAUCUCAUCCCCCCUCUUCCCCCUUUAUUGCAAGGGACCUAUGGAAGUUAAAGCUAUUUGAUUUAUGAACUGCUUUUGGGAUUUCUGUUUAUAUUAUUGAGUCUUCUUAGUGGCUGGUCCCCAAAUUUGACUUAGAAUUAUGAUUAGGUAUUACUGGAACUUUGAAUUCUGCUUUAGCAAUGAAGAUGGUAUCGAAGCUGUGUCUUUGUCCACUUGUGAUAGUAGUAUCCAUCCACGUUUCUGGGUUUUUGUCAUGGUUCAUGAAACUAUACCGUACUGGUGGUUCAACCACAAAAUACCAGUAUCGGAGGCUUUACCGGUAGGCGGUAUUUAACGGUACUAACGGUUGACUACGGUUAAACCAUGAUUUUGUCAUAAAAUACCCUACCGUUGACUUUUCCGAUACGGUUUCAUGGACCAUGGUUUUUGUUAGUAUUAUUUGCUUUCCCAUGAUUAGGGAUGCCAAACCCAAACCCAUGAGUUAAUCCGUGAAAAAAACCCGGGGUAGAACCCACUGGGUUUGAAAAACUUAAACUCAACCCAACCUGCUGGGUAUCCGCGGGUUCAUGGGUACCCACAGGUUUUUGUCGUAAAAACUUUACAAUAACAAGUUCCUAUCAAAAUUAAAGUCAAAUAUCAAU
Linum trigynum is the source of this 2336-nucleotide messenger RNA. NCBI's taxonomy places the organism in Eukaryota, Viridiplantae, Streptophyta, Magnoliopsida, Malpighiales, Linaceae. The record is from the annotation of a GenBank genome assembly.